Messenger RNA from Cydia fagiglandana, 3983 nucleotides. RefSeq lists its product as uncharacterized. The coding region runs from base 1 to 1044 and encodes 347 amino acids. Lineage: Eukaryota; Metazoa; Arthropoda; Insecta; Lepidoptera; Tortricidae. Gene Ontology annotation, molecular function: zinc ion binding; nucleic acid binding. The record is from RefSeq and is a predicted model, not a curated record. The transcript is spliced from 2 exons.
AUGACGGACGCCGAAAUCAGUGACUCUACGGACGUACGGACAACAGGAUGGAUUUACAAACUGUCAAAAAUUGAAUUGCAAGAAUACUUGAAUAAGCUUAAAAUCACAUUCGAUGAACAGCAAACCGUCGACGAAUUGCGACAAAUAUUGGUAAAAUAUUGCAAAAAGAAACAAAAUAUAAACGCGAGCCAACCCAAAAUGUCACACGCACACAUAACCCAUUUAAAUCUUCAACCAUUUGAUGGCACUAAAUGGGAAUGUUUUGAACAACAAUUAGAAUGCUAUAUUGCAUUGAAUGACGUGCCACAGGAGAAAAAAGUGCCCCUGUUGUUAACAAAAAUAACACCUCAGGUUUUCGAAAUUUUGACGUCUCUGUGUAACACAAAAAAACCUUCAAGUCUCUCUUAUGUUGAGCUUACUACAAUUUUGAAAAACAAAUACGUACCAAAAAAGUCUAUUGUUUUGGAACGUGCGACGUUCCGAAGUCGGAAUCAGCUUCCAAAUGAAAAAAUAGAGGAUUAUGUUACAGAACUACGGAAGUUAGCUAGCAAAUGUCAAUUCAAGGACUCCGAGGAUCAAUUAAAAGAAAAGUUCAUCGACGGUGUGCAUUCCAAACUCAUUAAAUUUGAAUUACUAAAAGCGGAUACAAGUCAGACAUUAGAAGAUUACAUUACUUUGGCUAGAACGGUAGAAGCGGCAUUAAAAGAAACAGGGCAGAAGGCAGAAGUGGAAGCUAAUGUUUACUAUCAGCAAACUAACAGAAACAAAUCAUUUCAAGGUAGACCAACAAGAGGGAAGCCAAGCAUGAAUAAAGCUACGAGGUGUUUCUGCUGCGGUGGUCACAAUCAUUUGCGUUCAGAGUGUACGCUGCGCCAAAAAUAUUGUUCGGAAUGUGGUCAACAAGGACACAUUUUUAAGGUCUGUCCCAAGAAGAAGAGUUUCAAAAUUAACUGUAUAGAGAAAGAGGAAACCGAGGAUAUCUCAGAAAACCAAAAAAUGGAUGAGUACCAAAUGUACUAUGUAAAUAAGCCAGAGCUGCAAUAAAGGAAAGGUUCGCAGAAGUAUUUAGUGAAGGAUGGGGAAAUUUUAAAGGUGAAACCAUCAGCCUUAAAUUAAAAAAGGAUGCCAAACCAAAAAGCCUGCCGGUACGCCGAGUUCCAUUUGCACUUCAAGACAAGGUAAAAGCUGAAAUUUCUAGACUUUUACAAAAUGGUAGAAUUGAACCCGUGGAGACCAGUGAGUGGGGUACACCUGUGGUUCCAAUUUUAAAGGGAGAUGGUUCGGUAAGGUUAUGUGGAGACUACAAAUUAACCGUCAACCCACAUUUAGAGGUGGAUCACUUUCCAUUGCCUCAUAUAGAAGAGAUAUUUAAUUCCCUUAAUAAUGGAAAAUACUUCUGCGAGCUGGACCUGAAAGAGGCGUAUCAUCAGGCACCAUUAGACGAAGCCUCAAAAGAUUGUACAGUUAUUGUUACAGAAGUGGGCACAUUCAGGUAUAAUUAUCUUCCUUAUGGUGUGAGCACAGGACCAGGGUCAUUUCAGCGGCUCAUGAGUAAAAAAUUAUCAGAUAUUCCAAAUACUGCUGUAUUUAUAGAUAAUAUUUAUAUUAGUGGUAAAGAUAUCCAGGAUACAGUAGACACUUUAUCUAAGGUUUUAGAGAGGUUACAACAAAGUGAAUUUAAGUUAAAAAUACAAAAAUGUAAAUUCUUUGAAAAAAGCAUUGACGUGUUUGGCUUUACGAUCGACAGCAAUGGUAUACGGGUAAAUAAAGAGAAUAUAGAACCAUUACUGCAGGCCACACCACCCACAAAUGUAACAAUGUUAAGGUCAUUUUUAGGCAAAGUUAACUAUUAUUCUCGUUUCUUAAAAGAUAUGGCCAGCAUAUUGACACCAUUAUAUGAAUGUACCAAAGAAAAUAAAUUCAAGUGGACGCACCAAUGUGAUAAUGCUUUUGUUAUGAUAAAAAAUAAGCUGGCUAACAUGGAUAAUCUAACUCAUUACGAUCCUAAUUUACCUUUAAUUUUAAGUUGUGACGCAUCAGAGACAGGCUUGGCUGCAGUAAUUUCAAAUAGAGACAGAAACGGAGUCGUAAAACCAAUUGCUUAUGCAAGUAAAAAACUGAAUGAGACAGAGAUUAAAUAUUCUACUAUAGACAAGGAAGCUAUGGCAGUAGUGUUUGGUGUGACAAAAUUCUAUAAUUAUACAUAUGGUAGGAGUUUUGAGUUAGAAACUGAUAGUGCAGCUUUAGUACGCAUUUUUGGCCCAACUAAAGCCAUUCCUAAAAUGGCGGCAAAAAGGUUGCAACAUUAUGCAAUUUUUUUGUCAGCAUUCAACUACAAAAUUCGACACAUUAAAACUGAUAAAAAUCCAGCAGAUUUUUUAUCACGGACCCCUAUGCUAAUUAAUAAAAAUCAAGAUACUAUGCAUCCUAUUUGUACCGAUGCAGAGAUAAGUAAUAUUUAUUACAUUCAAAAUUGUGAAAUUAAUAACUUGGACUGGAAAUCUAUACAGGAGGCAACCAGAAAAGAUGUAACAUUAGCCAAAGUCAUAAGAUAUACCAUGGACGGAUGGCCUGACUUAAUGAUGGACAAAGAAUUGUCAACCUACGGUAAUAAGAAAACUGAAAUAAGUUUUGACAGAGGUUGCCUUUUCUGGGGUUAUAGAAUCAUCAUACCGGAGUCAUUAAGACAGGCAAUCUUAAUUGAACUACAUAAAAGUCAUUUCGGUACUGUACGUAUGAAGCAGCUGGCACGCUCUUACUUCUGGUGGCCAGGCAUAGAUGCAGAAAUAGAGAAAAUCACAAAUGAUUGUCUUACUUGCCUUUCAGUUCGGAAUAAUCCCACUAAGGGGCACCAGAAGUCGUGGCCAGUGGCUCCAUCUGUAUGGUACCGCAUUCAUGCGGAUUAUUGUGGACCAUUUUACAAUAAAAUGUACUUAGUGGUGGUUGACAGUUAUAGUAAGUGGCCAGAAAUUAUAGAAAUGAGCUCGAUAACCUCAUCUCGUACGAUCGAAGUUUUCAAUAGUCUUUUUGCACGUCAUGGCUACCCUGUCCACUUGGUAACUGACAACGGGCCGUCCUUUACAUCGGCUGAAUUUAAAGAUUUCUGUAAGCUGAAAGACAUUAAACAUACCUUUACUCCUCCAUACCACCCUGCGACCAAUGGAGCAGCAGAAAGAUUGGUGGAUAUAUUUAAAAAACAUGUCUUAAAAAUUAAAGAAAGCAGAGGAAAUACAAUCCAAUCUGCAAUUAACUUAUUCCUUUUCGAUUACAGAGUAACACCACAUAGUACAACAGGAGUGACGCCUGCUUCGCUCAUGUACAAUAGAGAUCUCCGGUCCCGGUUCGCUCUGCUACGACCGCCGCCGGUUACAGAAAGAGCUCAACAUAUGUUAGAAAAGCAGAGGGAACUGGCAUCGGGGAGUAGAAACAUAGAAUUUGUGGUGGGAGAAAAGGUAAUGGUUAGGGAUUAUAGGAAAAACAGACAACCUUGGAUACAAGGAGUUAUAGUGGAGGAAUCGAUUCCUAACACGACGUAUAUCAUAGACGUGGAGGGGUGUAAAUGGAAGCGACAUGUUAAUCAAAUGUUAAAUUGUAGCCUUAGUUUAUUAGAAUAAGAUACUCGCAGGCCAUCCUAGGAUGUGCACGUAUGUGUGAUGCCAAGAGUAAACGUAGCAAUAAGAAUGUUAUGUGAAAAGUUAACUACAACUAUAUAAAAUAGGUUUUUAUAGUUAGCGAAAGAAGUUGUAAACUUAAGUACAGUCAUUUUAAGUUUAUAUUGUUUUAGGAAUAAGUCUAGCGUAAGGUAAAAUGUAACAUUCCAGAGAACUGUUUAAAACUGGUGGGGGAGAGUGUGAUAUACUCGUGUAUGUCAGCUUUAAGUGCCUAUGGUCGCUCUUAUCUGUGGGCUGUUUCGCUCUUCUCCAAUAUGGCGUCUUGAUUGUAAGAUCGAUAAAUUAGUGUUCCAAUAAAGAAUACAGCAUUAA